AUGAAUGUGGCACAUGAUUUGUUUUUGUCAAGCCUAUGUGAACAGACGUCACAUGAUUCGAAGGAAAAUCGUGUAAAAGCAGGCAGCCUGCAACAUUCUACAAUUAUCCUCAUCCACUCUCUCCAAUCAUGCAUCAUGGAAAGAGGAAAUGAAAGAAGGAGGCAGUGGAGACAAAUACCUCGUAGUUUUGAGCAAGAAUCAUCAAGAAUGUAUUGUGUAGCAUUGAAAAUACUUAGGAGUGUUUUCAUGCACGCCAGGUUGCCACUUGCAUUACGUAACAUUUCAUUGGGUUUAUUUGGAUUUGUGGAGUGUCUCAUUAGAGUAGUCAUCAAAGCAAGGGAAAAAGUGGAUUUUAGGUGUGCUAGUGAAUACGUUGAGAAACAAGACCACACGUGGUUUUGUCAUGUCCAUUGCUUUAAUCGUUAA
Echinococcus granulosus is the source of this 426-nucleotide messenger RNA. RefSeq lists its product as hypothetical. The coding region runs from base 1 to 426 and encodes 141 amino acids. The transcript has 2 exons. Lineage: Eukaryota; Metazoa; Platyhelminthes; Cestoda; Cyclophyllidea; Taeniidae. The record is from RefSeq and is a predicted model, not a curated record.